GGUUCAGGUGUGUGUAUAUAAAGAGCACGGUAGCCUCCUGUCAUCACUGCACCAACAACAACAUCACCUCACAUUUACCUGACGGAACAAUCAGUUGAUCAUCACCAUGAAGACGAUCCUGGUCCUGUCCAUUCUCCUCUGUGCUGCAUUUGCAGCUCCAGCUGAAGACAAAGAGAAGGCUCCAGAAGCAGCAGUGGAGGCCCCGAAGGAACAGAUGGCUGCUGCACCUGCUGUUGAUGUUUCAGAGAUGGACAAGAAGAUGAUGAUGAUGGCGAAAGAUGAGGAAGUAUUUGUGCCAGAAGAUUCUGUCCUGGUUCCCAGAAACGCACAUGUGUUUGAGGAGGCAGCAGCACCUGAAUCUCGUUUUAACUUCUGUCCAGACGGCUGGUUCAGCCACGGCUCUCGCUGCUUCACGUUCAUAAACACUCCCAUGUCCUGGUACAGUGCUGAGGAGCACUGUAACAACAUGGGUGCCCACCUGGCCUCGGUCACCAACCCCAGAGAGUACAGCUUCCUCCAGAGGAUCACACAGACAGCUGGUCAGAGCAUUACAUGGCUGGGAGGCUUCAACCUGCAGGGCCGGUGGAUGUGGAUUGACCGUGAGGGUUUCUAUUACACCAACUGGUACUCUCCGUCCUCUUCCAGCAGCUACCCCUGCAUCUACCUACGCACCACCAAUGGUUGGGGUAACACCCAGUGUGGCUCAACUUAUCGCUUCAUCUGCUCCAAGAGUCCAUUCAGCUGUUAAAAUCCAUACUAAACAUCAGGAGCCUUGGGAUAGAUCAGCUGGGACAUUUUUCUGUUUAAAGCCAAUUCAUGAACUUUGUUGUGUGUCUUACAAUUUUCCCUUGUAUAUUAUUGAAAGAGUUAAUUGAUUAAGUGUUAAGUAACUUUUGUGUAAAACCAUUUCUGUUUGUGAUUGUUGCAGUAGGCUUCUUUUUCAUAAUAAAAACUUGUAGCAAUGGGA
Siniperca chuatsi (mandarin fish) is the source of this 967-nucleotide messenger RNA. RefSeq names its product ladderlectin-like. The record is from RefSeq and is a predicted model, not a curated record. Bases 107 to 748 code for a protein of 213 amino acids. The transcript is spliced from 10 exons. Gene Ontology annotation, molecular function: signaling receptor activity. Lineage: Eukaryota; Metazoa; Chordata; Actinopteri; Centrarchiformes; Sinipercidae.